This is a messenger RNA of Synchiropus splendidus (mandarinfish), 1987 nucleotides long. RefSeq names its product atypical chemokine receptor 4b (gene ackr4b). Gene Ontology annotation, cellular component: membrane. The transcript is spliced from 2 exons. The coding region runs from base 213 to 1328 and encodes 371 amino acids. Gene Ontology annotation, molecular function: scavenger receptor activity; chemokine receptor activity; chemokine binding. Gene Ontology annotation, biological process: chemotaxis; G protein-coupled receptor signaling pathway; immune response. NCBI's taxonomy places the organism in Eukaryota, Metazoa, Chordata, Actinopteri, Syngnathiformes, Callionymidae. The record is from RefSeq and is a predicted model, not a curated record.
AAAAUAACAAGUUGCAGUAGUCGUCCUCAGGCACCGACAGAACCGCCCACUCUCACAUGCGCACUCAGCGAGAGAGGGAAGCUGGUGCACUCGGACAAAAAGCUCAGUCACUCCGGUCCACGGCUGCACGCAACCUUCCCCCUCACCGACGACAGAGAGCAGCUCCUGGUGUGUUGGUGGACUAAAGCAGCCCACGUCCACACAAGCUCACUAUGGAAGACUAUGAGUACCAGGACCAUGAGGACGUCAACGACAGCUACUACGACCCCAUGGAGGACUACGGCGUGUGUGACAAGGCGACAGUCCGCUCCUUCCGCAGAGUCUUCCUGCCCAUCAUCUACUCUCUGGCUCUGGUGGUGGGCUUGGCAGGAAACACCUUGGUGGUGCUUGUCUACGCGUCUCGGCUGCGCCAACGCACCCUGACGGACGUGUGCAUCGUCAACCUGGCCGUCUCGGACCUGCUGCUCCUCCUCACUCUCCCGUUCUGGGCAGCGGAUGCUGUCUACGGGUGGGAGCUGGGUUUGACAGCCUGUAAACUGGCAUCCUUCCUCUACAGCACCAACUUCAGCUGUGGCAUGCUGAUGCUGGCCUGCAUCAGCGUGGACCGCUACAGAGCUGUGGCGCACAACACCACCGGCAGGGCCGGGUCCGGACCGCGGGUGAGGAGACAGAGGAUCCUGGUGUGCGCGGCUCUCUGGGCCCUGGCCUGCUUACUUGGUAUCCCUGAACUCAUCUUCUCCACUCUGAAGCCUUCCCACCACAGAACAGCCUGCAUCUCCGUCUACCCACACAGCAUGGCUCGCGCAGCCAAGGCGGCGCUGGAGCUCCUCGAGGUUACGUUCAGAUUCUUGGCUCCGUUCAUAACCAUGCUGGUGUGCUACAGCCUGGUGGGCCGGGCGCUCAGCCAAGCCGCUCGCGUCCAGAGGAUACGAAAGUGGCGUGCACUCCGUGUCCUCCUGGCUGUGGUCGCCGUCUUCCUGCUGACUCAGCUGCCCUACAACGUGGUGAAGCUCUGCAGGACGAUGGACCUGAUGUACAUGCUGGUGACCGACUGUGAGGUCAGUAAAGCGUGGGACCACGCCCUGCAGGUGACAGAGAGCCUGGCUCUGAUCCACGCCUGCGUCAACCCCCUCCUCUACGCCUUCAUCGGCUCUUCUUUCAGGAGUCGCGUACUUAAAGCGGCAAAGCAUCUCGGUGAAAAACUGAGUCGGCGGCCGAGGCCAGGAGGCAACGAGCCGGAAGUAGCAAUCGCACUGAGCACUAACACAAACCAUCAGAUCCAAUCGGAGUCUUCAGAAGAGCAAGAGACAAGCAACUUCACCAUGUGAAGCCCAACUGAGACGUAUGAAAUAUAAGGCUGAUCAUGUUAAUCUUUGGGUCACGCAGAACCACUGACAUUGUAUAGCUCUCCGUUCUCAUGGGUGAAAAAAAGGCUCACAGGCCAGAGAGGGUGGCAGGUAACCACAGGAUUCGUAUCUUUAGAAUCUCUGUUCUUUUUUCAGUUACAUGUAAUAAAGUUUUGUGUAUUGUAUUCAGCGUAUUGUUUUAUCUUAGGUAGGUUUCGACACACACAACUGUACUGUGUUGUCCUUGUCUUUUAAAGUGUAAAGGGAGAUCAAGAACUUGAGCUGAACUGUUUGAUAAUGAUAGCAGCGGCAAGUAUUAACUAUAAUCAAGUAAAACAUUGUCUCUCAAAGACAGACUGAUUGUUUUUUGUUAGAUUAAAUGGAUACAGAUGAUGUUGUCGGGUGAGCAUGGAACUAAAUUACAUAACCAAAUACCAAGGAUCUGUUUGUACAGUGCCAGAAUAAAACCCCAACCACAGGUCUGCUGCUGAAGAGAAAUCUGAUGCUCUUGAUUUAGAUUUAGGCUUUGGAUUCAGAGGUUGGUCUGUCAAGCAACUUUGACUGUACAAUUAAAGUAGAUACACAUGAAUUCUUGGAGAAAGAGUGAUGAAAAUGAACCCUGACUUAACCCAGGAGCCAAA